AUGGACCUGUUCGCACUGGCACUGGUGCUUGAACUCGCAGAGUGGUGGAUCCAUAGUUCUUGCCUCAGCUUCAGUGACGGGACCGAAAAGACAUAUGACAUGGAUUCCAGCACUGAGCCCUUUGCCUCGAUGACAUAUCUGCGCAUGAGUGAAGCAGUGGGAAUUGAUGCAGAGGCUGUGAUCCAAUCCUCGCCGAUCGACAGGCUCUCGAGCUUCACCUUCGAACCCGAACCAUUCGGCUGCCAAAUCGUCGAACUGGCUGAGCACCAUCCAGAAAUAGUCCUGUCGAAUUCGUCCGCAAGGAGCCCCAACAGGAAGUUUUGGAGCUCUUGGAGCAGUGUGCUGUAG
Molecule: messenger RNA, 348 nt
Organism: Polychytrium aggregatum
Lineage: Eukaryota; Fungi; Chytridiomycota; Chytridiomycetes; Polychytriales
Exons: 2
Coding region: 1-348 (115 amino acids)
Source: RefSeq, a predicted model, not a curated record